AUGCAAAUUCCCAAAGAACGUAUUGUAAGUCCUAAUGAAAUUGAUGAUGAAUAUCUUUGUCCUAUAUGUUUUCAUUUAUUAUGGAAACCAGUUGAAUGUGAAAAUUGUCAACGAAUAUUUUGUAAAACAUGUAUUGAUGAAUGUCUAAAAGAAAAAUUUGAUGCAUGUCCAUUAUGUAGACAUUAUCAAGAGAAACGUUGUUCACCAAUGUUUUAUGCUUUAUUAACGAAAUUAAAAAUUGAAUGUGAAAAUAAAUUAAAUGGUUGUAAUGAUAUAUUAUCAUAUGAAUUUAUUGAAAAACAUCAAAAUGAACAAUGUCAAUAUAAAAUGAAAUGUUGUCGUGGAUGUCAAAAAGAAAUUAUAGAAAAAGAUUUAUAUCAACAUGAACGAAAUUGUGGAAAAGUUCGAAUUGAAUGUAAACGAUGUAAUCAAGUUUAUAAACAAAAACAAAAACAUGAACAAUUAGAAUGUUUAAUAAAUAUGUUAGAUAUAAGUAAUAAAAAAUCAAAAACAUUAGAAAAAAAAAUUGAAAAUUUAGAACAAUAUGUUCAUGAACUUGAAACAACAGUAAAUUUAUAUAUAAUAGGUGGUUUUGCAUCAGGUAUUGUUCAUGAUAUAUCAUUAUCAUCACUUCCAUCGUCAUGGGAAAUUAUUUAUGAUUUUACUUAUGGUCAUGUAACAACUGUUGAAGAAUUACCAGAAUUAAAAUUACGAUGUAAAAAACAGAUUAUUGUUGGUGCUAUUCAAGGAAGUUCAUCAACAAUAUUGAAACUAGCAGCGAUGGGACCAUCAGAAAUUUUAUUAUUAGAUAGUCCAUUGAAUGAACCAACAAAAUUUGGUAAUGUUAAUUGGUAUUUAACACCAGAUUAUUCAUUUGGAUUUGCUCCAUCAUAUUCAGUUAUAAAUUGUUUUUGUGCAGAUUAUGGUGAAAAAGAUAAUUCAGAAAAUCGAUUAAGUUGGCAUCUAAGUGGUGAUGGUGGUUAUCGAGCAGGAGUAUUUAAAGAUUUAGUUCAUGAUACUGACUGGAGAAAAAUUAUUAUGGCAGAAAAACAGUAA
Molecule: messenger RNA, 1056 nt
Organism: Adineta steineri
Lineage: Eukaryota; Metazoa; Rotifera; Eurotatoria; Adinetida; Adinetidae
Source: the annotation of a GenBank genome assembly